AUGUCCAGGACGCUGAAGAAGAAGAAGCACUGGUCCGGGAAGGUGGUUGAGUGCGCGGUGUCCUGGGGCAACCUGGGGGACUUCGGCUCCGUGGUGGAGGUGCUGGGGGGCGCGGAGGUGGGCCAGUUCCCGCACCUGGGGCAGAUGAAGCUGGACGUGCUGGUGUGCCACGUCGGGAAGCUGCCGUACUACGGGGACGUGCUGCUGGAGGUGAACGGGACGCCCGUCAGUGGACUUACAAACCGGGACACCCUGGCUGUCAUCCGCCACUUCCGGGAGCCGAUCCGCCUGAAGACCGUCAAACCAGGUAAAGUGCUGAACUCGGACCUGCGCCACUACCUCAGCCUGCAGUUUCAGAAGGGCUCGCUGGACCACAAGCUGCAACAGAUCAUCCGGGACAACCUCUACCUACGCACCAUCCCCUGCACCACACGGCUUCCUCGAGAUGCGGAGGUGCCUGGCAUCGACUACAACUUCAUCGAUGUGGGAGACUUCCGGAUCCUGGAGGAGAGUGGACUUCUCCUGGAGAGUGGCACCUAUGAUGGUAACUUCUACGGGACCCCCAAACCUCCAGCCGAGCCCAACCUGGUGCAGCCCGACCUGGUGGAUCAGGUGCUGUUUGAUGAAGACUACGUCGGUGACGUUCCCAGAAAACGCACCACCUCGGUGAGCAAGAUGGACCGGAAGGACAGCGCGGUCCCCGAGGAAGAGGACGAUGACGACAGGCCACCGCUAGUCAAUGGAUUGCCCGAGCUCAAAGAGAGGGCGGACUGGAGAAAAGCAGUGCCCAGCUACACCCAGUCCAGCAGCUCCAUGGACUUCCGCACAUGGAGCUCGCUUCCCCGGGAUGACAGCCUGGAGCCGCUGCCCCUUAACUGGGAGAUGGCUUACACUGAGACCGGCAUGGUCUACUUCAUAGAUCACAACACCAAGACGACCACGUGGUUGGACCCCCGCUUGGCGAAGAAGGCGAAGCCCCCUGAGAAGUGUGAGGAUGGAGAGUUGCCUUACGGCUGGGAGGAAAUUGAUGAUCCACAGUACGGCACAUACUACGUGGACCACAUCAACCAGAAAACCCAGUUUGAGAACCCGGUCCUGGAGGCGAAGAAGAAGCUGAUCCAGGAGACGGCUGCGAUCCAACAAGCUGCAGCGGUACCGGCCAAAGGCAAGGGAGGCGCGUCCGGCUUCACCCCGGACCCCAACCAGCUGAAGGGGGAGAUGUACCACACGGCGCUGAAGAAGAGCUCCCAGGGGUUCGGCUUCACCAUCAUCGGAGGCGACCGCACGGACGAGUUCCUGCAGGUGAAAAACGUGCUCGGCGACGGCCCGGCCGCCCACGACAACAAGAUGUCUUCUGGCGACGUGAUUGUUGAGAUCAAUGGGCUCUGCGUGCUCGGCAAGACUCAUCCAGACGUGGUGCAGAUGUUCCAGUCCAUUCCCGUCAACCAGUAUGUGGACAUGGUUCUUUGCCAUGGAUACCAGCUCCCCCCAGACGUGGACCUGAGCAGCGACGACCCUCUGCCACCUCCUCCUCCUCCGUCGGCUGGCCAGCCACAGCAGGCCCUGCACGGGGGGGAGGUGGUGACGGCCGUGCCCCUCAUCAACGGCCAGCCGCUGCUGGUGAAAGGCGACGUCCUGCACGGCUCCUCCCAGGAGCUCCACUACGUCACCACGGACGCCAGCGGGCGGCCCGUUGUGGCUGCCAUGCCCAACGGCCGGCAGGGCGAGCUGGCCGGGAUGCUGCAGCCGGAGUUGGUGAGCGUGCCGCUGAUGAAGGGGCCGGGGGGGUUCGGGUUCGCCAUCGCCGACUGCCCGCUGGGCCAGAAGGUGAAGAUGAUCCUGGAUGCUCAGUGGUGCCGCGGCCUGCAGAAAGGAGACGUCAUCAAGGAGAUCAACAGGCAGAAUGUGCAAACGCUGAGUCAUGCUCAAGUGGUGGACAUCCUGAAGGACCUGUCUGUGGGCAGCGAGGUCGAUGUGCUCGUGCUGCGAGGAGGUCAAACCUCGCCUGUGAAGAGUCUCAAGCCUAGACAGGAAAUGACGGCCAGCACAGAGACCCUGGACGGUAUCGGCGACUCGGCGCCCCAGGCCUUGGCGUACCACUCCAACACGAGCACCCUGCGCUCCAUCGACUCCCCCAAACGAGACGCCACCGAGUUGUACCUUAAGUCCAAAGCCCUGCUGGACAGCAGACAGCCGCACACCAAAGACAUAGAUGUUUUUCUAAAGAGAGACAUUGAAACAGGCUUUGGCUUUCGGGUUCUGGGAGGAGAAGGUCCACAACAACCAGUGUACAUCGGGGCCAUCGUGCCCUGCGGAGCUGCCGAGAAAGACGGUCGUCUGCGAGCAGGAGACGAGCUCAUCGGCAUCGACGGUGUGAUGGUGAAAGGUCGUUCUCACAAGCAGGUGUUGGACCUGAUGACCAACGCCGCCCGAAACGGUCAAGUGAUGCUGACUGUGCGAAGAAAGGUCAUCUACAGAGAUGCCACAGAUGAGGAGCUUCUGGAAAUGACUCCAGUGCUGGUGAACGGUUCCCCCAAGCUACCUCGCCUGCCGAUGCCCAGCGCUCUGGACCACGAGUCCUUUGACAUCACGCUCCACCGCAAAGAUAUCGAGGGAUUUGGCUUUGUCAUCCUCACGUCUAAGAGCCGACCGCCGCUCGGAGUUAUCCCACACAAAAUUGGCCGAAUCAUCGAAGGCAGUCCCACCGACCGCUGCGGCCUGCUGCAUGUCGGAGAUCGGAUCUCGGCGGUCAACGGGCGCUCCAUCAUCGAGCUCUCUCACAAUGACAUCGUGCAGCUCAUCAAGGAGGCCGGCAACGUGGUCACUCUCACUGUGGUUCCGGAGGACGAAUACAAGGGCCCUCCGUCUGGAGCGAGUUCAGCCAAACAGAGUCCGGCUCUGCAGCACAGGGUCAUGGGUUCAAGGUCAGCACUUCAGGAUGAGCGUUAUAACCUCGACCUAGAGGAGAAGAGGGACGGAGUCAACUGGUCCGACCACAAAACGCUUCCCCUCAGCGAGCAGGGGACUCUGUGUGUGACCGGACCCAACCAGGGCUGUCUGACGGUGGAGCUGGAGCGAGGACCUCGGGGCUUCGGCUUCAGCCUUCGGGGGGGAACAGAGUACAACAUGGGCCUGUACAUCCUGAGACUCGCGGAGGACGGAGCCGCUCAGAUCGAUGGACGAAUCCAUGUUGGAGAUGAGAUAGUGGAGAUUAAUGGGGAGCCGGCUCGUGGCAUCUCUCAUACACGGGCUAUUGAGCUGAUCCAGGCCGGAGGAAACAAAGUGGCUCUGCUGCUGCGUCCCGGAGCCGGCCUGGCUCAAGAUGGAAGUAGUACAGCUUCCUCCACUGUGUGCUACUACACUGAGCACCAACACUAA
Messenger RNA from Limanda limanda (common dab), 3378 nucleotides. Its product is annotated as membrane-associated guanylate kinase, WW and PDZ domain-containing protein 3-like. The transcript is spliced from 21 exons. Gene Ontology annotation, cellular component: cytoplasm. Gene Ontology annotation, biological process: signal transduction. Bases 1 to 3378 code for a protein of 1125 amino acids. The record is from RefSeq and is a predicted model, not a curated record. Gene Ontology annotation, molecular function: protein binding. NCBI's taxonomy places the organism in Eukaryota, Metazoa, Chordata, Actinopteri, Pleuronectiformes, Pleuronectidae.